CCGUGACAGAGGUGGCCUGUUGCCUUGGCGCCGGCGAGACGCCUCUUGGCUUCCUCCUCUGUGGAAAGCGUCGGCCUGCGGGCCUCGGUCACCAUGUCGGUGCUGGAUGCUCUUUGGGAGGACCGGGACAUCCGCUUCGACCUGUCCUCUCAGCAAAUGAAAACAAGACCUGGGGAAGUCCUUAUUGAUUGUUUAGAUUCAGUUGAAGACACCAAAGGAAAUAAUGGAGAUAGAGGUAGACUCUUAGUAACAAAUUUAAGAAUUAUUUGGCACUCUUUGGCUUUACCCAGAGUCAAUCUUUCUGUUGGUUACAACUGUGUAUUGAAUAUUACUACAAGAACUGCUAACUCUAAAUUACGAGGCCAAACUGAAGCUCUUUAUAUAUUAACAAAAUGUAACAAUACUCGUUUUGAGUUUAUAUUCACAAAUGUGGUUCCUGGAAGUCCUAGACUUUUUACUUCUGUGAUUGCAGUACACAGAGCUUAUGAAACUUCUAAAAUGUAUCGUGAUUUUAAAUUAAGAAGUGCACUAAUUCAAAAUAAGCAACUAAGAUUAUUACCACAAGAACAUGUUUAUGAUAAAAUCAGUGGAGUAUGGAAUUUAUCCAGUGAUCAGGGAAAUUUAGGAACCUUUUUUAUUACCAAUGUGAGAAUUGUGUGGCAUGCAAAUAUGAACGACAGUUUUAAUGUCAGUAUACCAUAUCUGCAGAUUCGUUCAAUAAAGAUUAGAGAUUCAAAAUUUGGUUUAGUGCUUGUCAUAGAGAGCUCUCAGCAGAGUGGAGGUUAUGUUCUUGGUUUUAAAAUAGAUCCUGUGGAAAAAUUACGAGAAUCAGUUAAGGAAAUCAAUUCACUUCACAAAGUUUAUUCUGCCAGUCCUAUAUUUGGAGUGGAUUAUGAGAUGGAAGAAAAGCCACAGCCCCUUGAAGCUCUGACAGUUGAACAAAUUCAAGAUGAUGUAGAAAUAGAUGCUGAUGAUCACACAGAUGCUUUUGUGGCAUAUUUUGCUGAUGGCAAUAAGCAACAAGAUCACGAACCUGUAUUUUCAGAAGAACUGGGGCUUGCAAUAGAGAAAUUGAAGGAUGGAUUCACCCUACAGGGACUUUGGGAAGUAAUGAGUUGAUCUUGAGUUGACCUGGAUUUCUAUUUAAAGAUAUCUCAAGAUUAAAGUUACUAGUAGCCUUGUAUAAGGCACAGAAUAGUUUUUAUAUUUAUAGAACAAGCUUUGAAGCAAGAGUUUUUAAUGGGAAAAACUCAUUUAUCCCAGAUUUUAUUGCCAGUUUUCUAAAAAUUGUAUUUAAAAUUGUAAUCUAAAUGUAUCUAGUUUGUAAAUAUGCUUAUUUUAUAUAAAAUAUCUAUAAAUUAUUAGUUUGUGGAUAUUAUGCUUAUUUUAUAUAUAAUGCUUGUAAAUUAUUAGUGUGUGGAUAUUAAAUGACU
This is a messenger RNA of Choloepus didactylus (southern two-toed sloth), 1433 nucleotides long. It is a transcript of the gene BBS5, whose product is annotated as Bardet-Biedl syndrome 5. Gene Ontology annotation, molecular function: phosphatidylinositol-3-phosphate binding. The record is from RefSeq and is a predicted model, not a curated record. Gene Ontology annotation, biological process: cilium assembly; intracellular transport. The coding region runs from base 94 to 1119 and encodes 341 amino acids. Lineage: Eukaryota; Metazoa; Chordata; Mammalia; Pilosa; Megalonychidae. The transcript is spliced from 12 exons. Gene Ontology annotation, cellular component: BBSome; ciliary basal body.